UAAGAGUUUGAUUUACUCUCAGCACGCCGUUCAUUUGGAUAUUUAGAUGAGUACAUGCUGUUAUGAAUGUGCUGAUCAUGUAUGCUAUUCUGGCAGACGAUUAUAAGCUUUAUUGCUAAGUUUUAUUUUGAAUGACUGCCUGCCAAAUUAUAACGACUGGACACUUGGAUUAAGACAAGAAAUACGGGCAUUUUUCGCCUUUUUAACAUUGUUAAGCCGUUUUUACGUCGUUAUCUUAGAUAUAACGACCGGACAGUCGUUUAUAACUAUUGGACGUUACGAUUUACAGUAUUUAAAAGGGCUUAAUUCACUUCUGCAACACGAUCCAUUGUUGAAGAAAAGAUGUCAUCGUCUGCAGAACCGUUUUCCUACAUCGAAAUGAGUCGAGUCAGCGCAGCUGGCACUGAAAUCAGUAGCGACGAUCAUCUCCUCAGAGAAAUGGAGCCCAAUGAUUUAUUACAGGAGGCCGAGUGGUACUGGGCUGAUAUAUCGAGGGAGGAGGUGAAUGAAAUUCUGCACGGCAUGCCUGAUGGGGCUUUCCUGGUCCGAAAUGCUUCCUGCAAGCAGCAGGGAGAGUAUACAUUGACUGUUAGGAACAAUGGCACCAACAAACUCAUUAGGAUCCACCAUCAAGAUGGGAAGUUUGGGUUCUCCGAGCCUCUGACCUUCAGCUCUGUGCCGGAGCUGAUAUCUUACUACAGGCACAGGAGCUUAGUCCAGUACAACAGCUGGCUGGAUGUCACGCUGGCUUAUCCCGUGUCCCACUGUGACCCGCUUCGCACCUUUUCUGAUCUACCUGUGAAGGAAGAGUUUUUGAGUGCAACCAGAGAGAAGCUCCAUGAAUGUUUAAGACUGUUUCAAAAGACAGCGGAGUAUGACCAGCUGUAUGAUGCUUGCACUACAUUAUUACAGGAAAUCCAAAGGAGAAAAACAUUUGAGGCCGUCAGCAUGACGGAGAUCUCUGGAGAACAGUGUUAUUCUCAAGAGAACUCUUGCAAGGAUUUCCCAGAGACAGUCCACAGUGAGCUGAAAGAGUCUGCACGUGAGGCAAAAGAGGAGCGUGAGAAGAGCGUGGAGCUGCUGGAGGAGGAGAGCUGGUUUGUAGGAGAUCUCGGUCGACGGCAGGCAGAGGAGCUGCUGCGUGGGAAACCGUCUGGAGCUUUCCUCAUCCGCAACAGCAGCACCAAGGACUGUUACGCCUGCUCUGUGGUGGUUGGCAGCCAGGUGAGGCACUGCGUGAUUCGCCACACGGAGCGCGGCUACGGCUUCGUCGAGCCCUUCGAUCUCCACAAGUCUCUGAAGGAUCUGGUCAUGCACUACCAUCACACCUCCCUGGCACAGCACAACCAGGCUCUGGACGUCCGGCUGGCGUAUCCGGUCCAUGCCGCUCACUAAACUAACUGCACUAAGACUGAAGGAGAUUUCGCUCGUUUUUACCGUCUGGACAAUGUACAACGUGCAAAGAGUGGAAGCGACUGUCAAGCUGUUUGUUUGUAUAUGGCACUUUCCAAAGCAUUCCUCAUGGUCAUAAAGAUACUCCAGUACUUGAACAAGUGUUUGAUGAGCCCUUUGUAGACAUGUUUACAGACACUCACAAAAACGUCAGAAUUUGUUUUUAAGGGUUUUGUGAUAGUCAUGCUCUUUUAAGCAAACCGAUGUAGUAGUAGUUUUUGUGGGGAUGAAUGAUUAUAAUCUUUUAUUACAAUUCAUUCAUCACCCAAAACAUUUAAAAAAUGUAUUUUGUGAAUGUAACGCAGUUAUUGAAAGACACACUUUCAAAUCUUGCUUUGUAACUAAAACAAGAUGCCUGCAGUUCAUGCUCUUUUGCGCACCCAAGUAAGGAUUUUGCGUUUUUUUUUUUUUUGUGCAUGGUUUAUUUGUUUGAGAGAAACAUCUUGAAAACUGGUUUUAGUUUAUAAAAUUUGAAUAACAUUUUAAAGACGGCUUGAAAAUUUUGUGCACAAUACGAGUAUCCACUUUGCGCCGGAAAUUUUUGCACAGGAAAUGUAUUUGUUGAAUUUACGUUUCUGGCAUACUUCUGUUUAUCUUUUUUUACUAUGCUUUUUUUAGGAAAGCCAGGACAGUGUAGUUGUCUUACGGGCUGAACAGCCCAGGCACUUCAUAGAGUUUAAUACAUAAGUGUGUCUGUGGUUAACGACACAAUGCCAAACUGCUUAUUCUUGAGAUGAGCAACUCUUUUUAUUUGUCAUUUGUCAGCAGCGGACAGUACAAAGGGAACGUUUCCCCUUCUUUUGCAGAGCUUAUUUUUUGCUACAGUGUUUUCCCUUGCAUGCUUCUUAAAAAAAAUAAAAUAAAAACAAAAAUGAUUGAGAAUAAAUGCAGAGCUUAUGUCUGAGUUAUUAAACCUGUUUCAUUACACAUUUUGAUGGUCUUAGAAAUUCUGCUGACUGUAAGUGACUCUGCAACAAUGUCAACUAGCAGUCAUUAGAGUAUUAGCAGACUGGUUCUGGUAAGUAGAAUAAGUUGACAUACUUGCAAUUAUUUUAAUAUCAGUGACAAACUAUUGUA
Molecule: messenger RNA, 2529 nt
Organism: Onychostoma macrolepis
Lineage: Eukaryota; Metazoa; Chordata; Actinopteri; Cypriniformes; Cyprinidae
Gene: pik3r3a
Product: phosphoinositide-3-kinase, regulatory subunit 3a (gamma)
Exons: 8
Coding region: 343-1395 (350 amino acids)
Biological process (GO): phosphatidylinositol phosphate biosynthetic process; insulin receptor signaling pathway
Cellular component (GO): phosphatidylinositol 3-kinase complex
Molecular function (GO): 1-phosphatidylinositol-3-kinase regulator activity
Source: RefSeq, a predicted model, not a curated record